GACAGUUUGGCGACGGGCUCGGAGGCUGCAGCAACGCGGCCCGUGGGGCGCCGCUGGUUCCGCUCUAUGAGCCCGGCCGGGGCUGCGGCUCCGAGGGCCGGUCGUCGAGUGCCGCCGCCGCCGCCAGCAGCAUCGCCCAGGGGCCGGCUGUGAUCCGCGGGGGGCUGCGGAACCCGCCCGCCGGCCGAAGAGAGACGGUAGAAAAAAUGUCCACCUUCCUUACGGUUGGCCUUCUCCUGCUCUUUGUGGUGGACUAUGGUUCCUCUGAGAACUCCAGCACUCCACGAGGAUGUGGACUGGAUCUCCUCCCUCAAUAUGCUGCCCUGUGUGAUCUGGAUGCCAUCUGGGGAAUUGUGAUUGAGGCUGUGGCCGGCGCGGGAGUCCUGACCACGCUGCUCCUCAAGUUGAUCCUGCUGGUGAGGCUGCCCUUCAUCAAAGGCAAGGAGAAGAGGAGCCCGUUGGGCCUCCAUUUCCUCUUCUUCUUUGGGACCUUGGCUCUGUUUGGCUUGGCCUUCGCCUACAUCAUCGAAGAAGACGAGACCAUCUGCUCCAUCCGCAGGUUCUCCUGGGGAGUCCUCUUCGCCGUCUGCUUCUCCUGCUUGCUCGCUCAAGCCUGGCGGCUCCGGAGGCUGGUCCGCCACGGCAAAAGCCCAUCGGGAUGGCAGCUGGCCGGGAUCGCCGUCUGCGUUGCGCUGGUCCAGGUCAUCAUUGCCUCCGAGUGGCUGAUACUGACGAUUGUGAGGGAGGGGAAGCCGGCCUGCCGCUACGAGCCCAUGGAUUUUGCCAUGGCUUCCAUUUACGUGAUGUUCUUGAUGGUGGUCACCUUGUCUUUCUCCUUCUUCACGUUGUGUGGGAAAUUUAAGAAGUGGAAGAAGAAUGGGGCGUGCCUGGUCGUCACCAGCUUCUUCUCCAUCCUCAUCUGGGUGGCUUGGCUGACUAUGUACCUGUACGGUAACAAGGAACUGGGGAGAAGAGAUCAGUGGAAGGAUCCCACUCUCGCAGUGGCUCUGGUAGCCAAUGGCUGGGUCUUCCUGAUCUUCUACGCCAUCCCAGAGGUCCACUGUGCCAUCCUGCCGUCUCAGCAAGAGAACACGCCCAACUACUUCGACACCACGCAGCCACGGAUGCGCGAAACGGCUUUUGAGGAUGACCUCCAGCUUCCCCGGAGCUACAUGGAGAAUAAAGCUUUUUCGAUGGACGAACAUAAUGCAGCGUUACGGACGGCGGGAUUUCGCAACGGCAGCUUGGGAAGCCGUGCAAGCGCUCCCUUCCGAAGCAACGUCUACCAGCCCACCGAGAUGGCGGUUGUCUUGAACGGUGGGACUAUUCCAACCGCGCCACCGAGUUACACUGGAAGACACCUUUGGUGAAAAGCUUAGAGGUCAUAGAGGAAGAGAGAGACAGACAGACAGAAUCCAUUAACAAAAUAUUGAUUGCCCACCCCCUCUACCUCCCCCCCAAAAGUGUGUGUUUUUUGUCAGAGGGAGGAAAUCCAUCGGGGAGGCUUGUGCAAAGUCCUAGAAACUGAGAGCUCGGAGUUCUUGUCUCCUUUUUUUUUUUUU
Molecule: messenger RNA, 1562 nt
Organism: Thamnophis elegans (Western terrestrial garter snake)
Lineage: Eukaryota; Metazoa; Chordata; Lepidosauria; Squamata; Natricidae
Gene: GPRC5B
Product: G protein-coupled receptor class C group 5 member B
Exons: 4
Coding region: 207-1370 (387 amino acids)
Biological process (GO): G protein-coupled receptor signaling pathway
Cellular component (GO): intracellular membrane-bounded organelle; extracellular exosome; plasma membrane
Molecular function (GO): protein kinase binding; protein kinase activator activity; G protein-coupled receptor activity
Source: RefSeq, a predicted model, not a curated record